AUGGGCCCAAACCAGACGAAGCGAGUUGAGUGGCUGAGGGACGUCCUUGCGUUGCGAAAGGUGCAGCAGCGCAUCCGGGAGUUGGAGAAGCUCAAGAAGGACCUGGACCUAGCCCCAAAGUUGCUGAACCUCCAGAAGGAGCUGAACAAGCGAGUGGUCGGCCAGGAGGAAGCCACCGCAGCGGUGGCUCGUGCGAUCCUCCGCAGCGCGGCCCGGCUGUCACGGAGGAAUCAGCCCACAGGCUCCUUCCUUUUUGCCGGACCCACGGGGGUUGGCAAGACCGAACUGGCAAAGGCUUUGGCAUCGGAGCUCUUCGACAGCGAGACCAAGAUGAUCCGUUUCGACAUGUCGGAGUACAUGGAGCAGCAUGCCGUGGCACGCCUCAUUGGGGCGCCCCCGGGCUAUGUGGGCCAUGAGCAGGGUGGUCAGCUCACUGAGGCCCUGAGGCGUCACCCCUACAGCGUGGUGCUCUUCGACGAAAUGGAGAAGGCGCACCCCAACGUGCUGAACGUGCUCUUGCAGCUGCUGGACGAUGGCCGCAUCACCGACAGCCAUGGCAGGACCGUGGACUGCAGCAACUGCGUGGUGAUCAUGACCUCCAACCUCGGCUCCGAGCACCUGAUGCGCCAUACGACGGAGGAGAUGGAAAAGGCGAAGGGCAUGGUGCUCCAGGUGAUCCGGGCUAGUCUGAGGCCGGAGCUGCUGAAUCGCCUGGACGACAUCGUGGUGUUCCACCCCUUGAGCCGAAAAGUCCUCCAGCAGGUAGUGCGCCUGCAGCUCAAGGACGUUCUCGCCAGACUGGAUGAGUUGGAGGUGUCCUUGACUGUCACGGACGCUGCGGUGAGCUACGUCCUCAAGGAGGCCUUCGACCCGGAGCUGGGCGCGAGGCCUCUGAAGCGGUUCUUGGAGCGGCACUUGGUCACCCGACUCAGCACCCUGGUCUUGGAAGACAAGCUCCCGCCCGGCAGCACCGUCGCGGUGGACCGUGCCCUGCGGGACGGCGUGGAAGACUGGGACUUUCAGAUCACCCCUGGGGAGAGGCAGAACGAGCAAUAGACAUUUCCAACCUGAAGAUGUGAUGCAGAGGUGCCGGUUGGGGAGCCACAGAGAGCACAACAUGGAGAAUAGAAU
Messenger RNA from Effrenium voratum, 1131 nucleotides. Lineage: Eukaryota; Dinophyceae; Suessiales; Symbiodiniaceae. The record is from the annotation of a GenBank genome assembly.